AUGCGCAUCAAGCAGGCCCUGGCCCUCUAUGCCACUAUCGGCACAUCGCCAUUCACAUGUGCCCUGGAAGAGCCACGGCGGACGGUACAGCCCGACCAUGAUACCGCCAAAGCUAAUGCCCAUCGAAUAUUCAACGCCAUUCAUUCAGCAGGGAGACAAUGGGGAUCUUCUAUCAACCACAACGGGCUGAGCUUCUUUCCGGCAGUGAUGCCGAAGGGGACGCUCAUGUACCACGGGUCCGAAGCCAACAGCACCCCGCCCGGUCCAGAGUGGCUCGCCUUUGAGGUUGAGCACGCAGAAGCAUUCGCCUUGUCCCUCGCUCUGCGUGGCAAGGAGCAGGGCCAAGCGUCUUUGAGUGAUGUGCUGCAGAAACCCAUCGGCCCUAUGCGCGCGCGGCAACAAUCGGCUUCCAACCUCCGAGGCUACUUCCACACUUACAGGGCCAACAGGGACGUGAACUUACUUUACGUUGACGGCAUGAGCGCCGGCAAGACCCGCAUGGGCACGCUCGACUCACAGGAUCUCGUCCUGCGCGAGAACAAGACGGGUGAUGUGUGGGAUGGCUUCAUGGACGAAUUGCAACGUGCCAGCAGCAUUUGCGACCUGAUCAAAGACUGGGGCUACGACGGCUUCAUGCGCAUGGAGAUUGGAUUCGAGGUGGUAUAUUGCGACUUUGACGUGGGCGUCGAUCUCAUAUCAAUUAAGCGCACCGUCCUGCGUAAGGACAAGAGGGAGGAAGAGCUGAUGAACCCUUACCAAUGGGCGCGGGCUGUGACGGAGCGAUACGACGGAAUUGGCGGCGAUAGGGUUCGAAUCGACUUCUCCUCGAUGGUGUCGGCCUUUUGGUUCCCCGUCAAUAUAUCCAACACCGAUCCGACACGACCAGAUCUCCCUCGACUAGCUGCAGCCAGCCCAGAUGAGUGGACGGACAUCAAGGCCCACGUGAACAAGGUCUUUGUCGAGCCGAGACGGUACACUGUCAACUGGCAGGCCGUCGUGGACAUGAUUGUGACGCGAUUCUCGAACCGCUUCGCUCUGAUGGCGUCGCCGCAUCUGGCACCCUUGCGGUUUAUCGACGAGCUCAACGUCGCUUCCUUGGCCUACUUUGACGCACCAGCACUGCCAGACGACGUCACAGUACUGGGUCCCAAAAGCCGAAAUCGAACCUCUGAGGCCAUCGAAGCCUGCGCAGAGCAUUACCUCUUGCCAACGUACCUGGUCCGCGACGAUUGGAGCCUCGAAGACCAUCUCAUUCACACGGCGCUCGAGACGGUCCUGUCCAGCAUAUGUCGAGGUUUAUAUGAUAUGCGGUCGGUUAUAGGCGAAGAGACUUUGGACCCGGGGUCGUCGGCACCAACCGACACACAGGAUCUAGAGCGAGUUGUGGAGGAAAGCCGCAGGAUCCUCGAAAGCCUGCGUAAGGAUCUUGCCUGGACAACAUGGAAGAGACCGCAAGUGUGCCCGGUGGACGAGAUUCUGCUUAUGGUCAUGUGGCCGGUGGGGAACCCCGAAGACUACUGGAACCCUGGCUGCCGCUCCGACAGCGACAUUUCGUUUGAACGACGAGGGUACUGGUGGCCCGGCCACGACGGACGCGCAUGA
Purpureocillium lilacinum is the source of this 1602-nucleotide messenger RNA. RefSeq lists its product as uncharacterized. The record is from RefSeq and is a predicted model, not a curated record. NCBI's taxonomy places the organism in Eukaryota, Fungi, Ascomycota, Sordariomycetes, Hypocreales, Ophiocordycipitaceae.